CGUGAGCAGACCCACUACACUUCUUGCAUAUAAACAGUGAAAAUUACAAUAUAAAGGACUUAUUUUUCCUUCUUUCGGAGUUAUUCUGCUGCUGGUGAAAGCCUGGCUUGUUGUGCAAGGAAGGGGGGACAUCUCCGGCAGGUAAUCCCACUGUUUCAAGGUGCUCCCUAGCUGCUCGCAAAGACUGACCCAGUGAAUGCUGUUCCUGGCCUAACGUCCCGAGGCGCAGACGUGGCUGACUCGGCCCACAUGUGAACCUCAGCUAAGACAUCACGACAGGGGACUCCAUCUCCCUGAACGCCCUCUGUUGCCUCCAUCCUACUGGGUUUUGUGAGGCUGUUUAGGAAAACAAGCUUGCCCCCACUGAAGAAUGUGGAAACAGCAUGAAAGGAAAUAAUGACCCCAAAGGAGGACUCUGAGAUUGACAUCAGGGCAGACUCCCCCUCAGGAGCAUCAUGUGUCACCAAAGCAGCAACUUCCCCAGUCACUUAUUUAUCCAGCUAUUUACAUGCUAUGGCAAGAAGAUGUGUCUGAGCUUUCCCUAGUUUGACACUGAAACUUGCUGCUCUGGAAAGGAACCCAUAUGUUCUGGAUGUAGCAGGUGUUUUGGGGGCUCUCUCUUUGGGAGUGUGCUGCGAUUCCCCAAAUGGUACUUUGGUGGUCUUUUUCUUCAAGACGGCCAGCUUCUCCCAGGAUCAGAACAGUGCUCCUGACCUACCCUGGUGAGCAGCCCCCAGCUCUCUUGGUAGAUCAGAUGUCUAAUAGUUAGCCUAAUCACUGCUUCUCUACGUAGCCAUCAUGACUGCCGUGGAAUAACAUCGGGACAGUGGGGGAAGCUUUCAUAGAGCUCCUAAGUGGAACCACAGGCUGGGAAUGGCCGACAGGGCUUCCUAUCCUAAAAGGGGAGGGCCACUGCAUCCUGGCUGGCAGUUCUCUUUGCCUGAGAUGCCGUCAUUCGAUGCUGCUCCAAAGACCUAAGGGAGAUGUGUGCCGGAGAAGUGUCUGGUUCUGUUCCUUCCCACUGAGGCUCAAUGGCCCAGCCAACUAUGAAAGUGAGACCCGUGCUCCUGAAGCGUAACAGCCUAGAGUCGGUGGAGCUCGUGAAGCCACCUCACCACCGCAGGAGCAAAUCCCAGCAGGUGCGGUUCAAGGACGAUGGGACCACUAAGAACCCAACUGGCCUAGCUGAGGCCGACACCCAGGCUCCCGAAGACCUGGCUGGGAUGGGGAAGACACCAGCACCCAAGCAUCAUCACCCCGCUGCCUACUCGCUGUCCUUCCCCAGGUCCCAGAAGGCCGGGGGGUUUCGGAACAUUGCCAUCCAAACCUCCCCCAGUCUCAGGAAGCAUUUCCCAGUUUUCAAAAGGAAGAAACUGACAGCCAGCAAGUCCCUGGUGGAAAUGCCCACAGCACCCCCAAGUGCCAUCCAGGUCAACGGCAACCUCUCGGAACAGGACAUUGUGUCCUCUGACCUUGCCUACCUAAGGCUGGCUCAGCACCUGGAGGAUGGACCUCGAAGGGUCAAAGUGUCCCACCCAUUUCUGCCGAGGGUGUCCAAGGUGCAAAGCAACGGGCCUCUUAGCAUAUGCUUAGAAGCUGGGUCUUGGAGGGCCUCAGAGAAAGCUGCAGCUGCCAUUCAGGUCCCAGAUGAUUUUUAUCACGGUCCUUCCUGGGAAGCGAGAGCAUCCACGCUCAGCCCAGGUGAGUCAACUGAGAGGAGCAACUCGAUACCCCCUUUGAUUGACGUGUGUCCAGGGGAGGGGAGAAGGGUGCUGAUAUCAGAUUCAGAAAGAUCUCCCUCUGGCUUGGCUGUCACCCCAGGCACAGAGAAACUCAAGCACGAAUUGCUUUUGCCCAAAGACAACUGUGAGGACCGAGACCUUGGCCUGCUGUCAUCUCAGUCAAAGGACACAUUCGUCCCUUCAUCUCCACAAACUCACAGCUCCCCUGCACCAGGGUCCCACAGCCAACCCACCCAUCCAGAAAGAGACUCAGACUGUCCUGCAUCGGAUGCAUCGGAUGACAGUCACCAGGACCUGGGGGCAUGCAAAACUAACAGUGCAUCAAAGUCUGCCCCUGGGUGUAAGGAGCAGCUGGCAAAGAACCCCACCCAACCAGACACCCUGGAAUUUCAGAACUGCCCAGGAAACAAUCCCCUCCCCUCUUCUCUUCCAAGGAGUGAGAGCAAAUCUCAGAGCAACAGGGAGAUUAGUGACAUCAAUCAAAUACACCUGGCACGGGGUGAACUCUGCGACCUCCAAGGUCGGCUGCAAUCUGUGGAGGAAUCGCUACACUCCAACCAAGAGAAAAUUAAGGUCCUUUUGAAUGUAAUUCAAGACUUGGAGAAAGCUCGAGCUCUUACUGAAGGGCGCAACUUUUAUCGAACCGGCCAAGACCUCAACAACUGCAGUACCUGCCAGAACACAGCGUGCAUCAUAUACAGUGUAGAGUAUGAUUUUCGGCAGCAGGAAGGAAGGUUCCAUGAAGUUCUGCAGAGUCUAGAGGAAGUGGAACCAGUUGAGGAAGCAUCUUCCCCACCAAAGUCCCCAGCAGAACCCCCGGCCCCUGAGAAACAGGAUCUGAGGCGGAAAACGAAGAAAGUGAAGAGGAAGUGCUUCUGGUGGAUCUGAGCUCCCAGGGCCUGUUUGUCAAUCCUUUCUGUCUGAGCCUCCCGGGCUUCUUUACCAAGGCCCAGGGCUGGGAGCCCUUGACCUGUGAAGCCAGGGAGCUUGGGGCCUAUGUGGCCGCUGCCGGACACUCGAUCACCCACCUGAUCUGAGUGUGUGCCGCUGCUUGCUGAGGACUUCACAGACUCUGGUGUGACCACGAGCUGAGUUCCCUGUCACACAUGGCCAGGCCUCAUCCCCAUCUGCUACAUCCAGAUUCCCACCACGGGCAAAACCCCCACCGCACUUUCCCACACCACCAUGAUGCUGAGCACUUCAUCCCGUCCUGGUCUCAUGAACUCAGAAGGAAAAAAAAAAGAAAGAAAGAAAUGCUGUGCAGAGCAGGAAGAUAGAGGAGGGUUAUAAGCAGAUAUCCUGGGGAAAAAUCAGAUGAAAACCCUGGGAGUUUCCUAGCUAUCAGCGCACAUGGGCAUGACAGAAAAGCAAGGUCAUCCUGGCACCUUGGGGUCCUUUUCAUUUUUAAUUAGCCACUCCAUACCAAACCAAGGAGCACUGUCACACAGUGUGGGCCUUCAGUCCAUGCAGUGUAAGGUAUAUCCAAGACUUUUUAGUGUGGCCGUCCUGGGUGACUGGAAUUCAAAGAGAGUUACUGACACUGUAGUUUUUAACUUAUCAAGCAUCUCUGCCCGGCCUUAGGCUGCCUGGAAAGUGGGUAGGACCCAGUUGGCAUUUGACCUUUGAGAUAGCAGUUAAUUCUCCUGCAACAUCAGAGGGCAGGAGACUCUGCUGCCUCUCAGUUACAUCUUAUCUGUGACAGAUAGGAGGUGAACCUGAGAUACAACACUCCUUCUCAUCCAUGCAUCCCUGUGCCAGCCUCGUAGCUAGGAAAACACACACCAUUCCUCUUGGUCUCCCUUCCCGGAAACCAGGCAACGGUCACUUGAUUGAAGAGGCAGCAGAUAUACAUUUCUCCAUUCUAGCAUUGAAGGCCUUCCCUUCCCAAAAUCUGAGUUCUUUGGGUCUGGCUCUUUCUUUUGACAGGACCCCUCUACCUGGGGAGUCCAGGAAAACUUGUAUGGCUGUGCCAAGCCCUAACGUAGAAGGAAGUAAUUGCUUCAUACUCUUGAGGCUGAUGGGUAGGGUGGCAAGGCUCAGAUUCCUGCACAUUAAAUUCCUUGCUGGCCUGUGGUUGGAUUGAAGCCACAGGAAUGAGUCCUAAAGCUAACUCAGCUUUAAAGGAGGAAGGCACUUCAGGGACCCUUGGCCCAGGACCCAGGGUCUCAGUGAAAGCCUUGGUAGUGCACGGCACCCCGUGUGUAUAUGGGACGUGUGUACCCUACUGCCAACUGAAGCUAAUUGAGCAAACCACCCUGCAGCUUCACCUUCCCCUCUGAAAGGCCUGCAGUGCACAAAGCUAUUUCAGGGAGAGUGAGAGGGAAAUUUGGCAAGGAAUCUCAGCUUGCACUAUUUAAGUCUUUGAAUGUCAUUCAAGAUGCUCUUGUUCUGCUUCUAGUAUAAUGUUUAAACCCACAAAAUGAGAACGGAAUACAUAACGUCAAGUUAGAAUUAAGAUAAAUGCACUUGUCAUACUUAAGAAACCACAUUUCAAUAAGACAUGCUACCACUGGCUACAAGCCACUGAUCUCUCUGUCUGUAUCCAUACAGUCUGCUCUCAGUGGGCCCCAGCAAUGGAAAAGAACAGCGCAGAGGAUAAUCCAAUAGGGCGAAAUCAUUUGAGAUCUCUUAUGUAAUUUUCUCUUGUAGUAGAGUUUCCAUCUUAAUUUGGUUUGCUUACGCUAAUUUCAAAUGAAUUUAUAUUCUUGGGCAUCAUGCUGGAAUGGAAAUAAGCCUGUUCCCAGAAUUAAGACACCCAGGCAACAGAGCAGUCUAUUCCACUAACCUUGGGCAAGUUGCUUAACUUUUCAGGGCCUGUUUGUCCAUCCUUGAAUGGUGAGAGCGCCUGCUUUACCUACUCUGCAAGAUCCGGGCAACUUCCAACUUCAAAUGGACAGAGCCACUCAGCUAUCGAGAGCAUUUGCCCCAGUAAGCCUGGGAGAAUACAGCUCACACAAAAUUAAGAAGCUCCUGGCAUCACACACAUAUCCAGCUGGGGACCUUGCAUCAACCCUCAACUGAAUUAAAUGAAAUCAGAACUGAAAAAUGUUGAUGUUUCCAGAAAUAAAACCAACUGAGGCUCUACUGAUUCUAUACCAAAGCACAACACCGCAUUGCUUGGGCCACCCACCUGAAAACGAGACGGAGGUCCCUUCUGAAAAUCAAACAUUCAAAAUCAUUAUGAGGAAAAAGGAUUUGAUAAACACCUUCCUGACGGACAAAAAGGGUUGUAUCUGUGCUUAAACAACUACACAUACAUACACCAAAACUCUACGUUCACCUCCCCAUUGCAGACCGCUGCUCCUUUGUAAAGUAUUGGUGACAUCGACCAUGAUAUUCUACAGAAAUGCUUCACUGGAGGCGAUAUGGUUUUGUGGAGAAAGAUUAACUUAGCAAAAAUUGCUUUUAUAAAACUAAAGGGGGAAAGAUUGAUACAUCAACUUAAAUUGCAGGAAUUUAUGUAGCCGCUUUCUCUGUAGUUAAACAGUGCGUACCGCUGCCCCGGAUCUCCGUACCUGCUCCCGUAUAGAGCACCUUCUUAAAGACA
Marmota monax (woodchuck) is the source of this 5289-nucleotide messenger RNA. RefSeq names its product inhibitory synaptic factor family member 2B (gene Insyn2b). The transcript is spliced from 4 exons. Gene Ontology annotation, biological process: inhibitory postsynaptic potential. Lineage: Eukaryota; Metazoa; Chordata; Mammalia; Rodentia; Sciuridae. Gene Ontology annotation, cellular component: postsynaptic density. The coding region runs from base 1032 to 2630 and encodes 532 amino acids. The record is from RefSeq and is a predicted model, not a curated record.